Molecule: messenger RNA, 865 nt
Organism: Halteromyces radiatus
Lineage: Eukaryota; Fungi; Mucoromycota; Mucoromycetes; Mucorales; Cunninghamellaceae
Exons: 4
Coding region: 108-746 (212 amino acids)
Source: RefSeq, a predicted model, not a curated record
UUUGCUGUGGUUGAUGGAGACUCAUUUCUUUAUAAAAAGAGAAGAUCUUUUUUUUUUUAUAAUUAUUUCUUUCUUUCAAAUAAUCAUCGUUUAAUUACCUACUCAUUAUGGUUCGUCUUGGUCUUUCCUCUUUUUCCACUAUUGCUUUGGCUGCUGUUUUCUUCCAAGGUUCAGAAGCUCAUGUAGAAUUCUCUAAUGACACUGUCAAGCCUAAUACUGUCUUGAAUACAUCUUUGGUUGUCCCUCAUGGUUGUUCUGGUUCAGAUACUGUUGGUCUUAGUGUCACUGCACCUGAUUCUAUCAAUAUUGGCAUCACACCUCAAAAUGUUCAAAACUGGACGUUAACAGUGAAUUAUCGUGAUUCCAGUAAUAAAACAGUGAAGGAUUUCUCUUGGACUGGUGGUUAUCUUGCUCAUGAUGGUCGUCAAGAAUUUGGUGUAGUUUUAGCUAUUCCCCAAGUGGAUCUUUCACAACAACCUAAUGUCACUGCUCUUUUCCCUACCGUACAAACAUGUUUGAAUAGUACUAGCAAUUGGACUUCUGAUCCUAAAGCCGCUGGAUACAAUGCGACUCGAGAUAAGCCAGCUCCUCAAAUCGUGAUUACUAACCAAGUCGAUGAAUCAUCUAAUGGUCAAGCUACCCCUUCAUCCAAUCCUUCUAGUGGUGCCAUGACAUUCUAUACUCAAGGAUCCACUCUUCCAUUGAUUGCUGCUGGUAUGGCUAUUGUGGCUGGUGUCUUAUUUUAAAUAAUCUUCAUUCUGGUUCCUUACUCCAUAUCUUACUUUUUCAUAUUUUCUGAUCUAUUCAUUAUAUAUAAUUAUUCAUUUUGAAAAUAAACAAUGUGAUGUUCACAAUAAUAAUCAUA